UGUUUCACUUCCCUAGCCAUGUCGAAACAUCUGUCAUCUUCUCCAGAGCUUCCGCGAAUUCUGAUCAUCGGCGCUGGCUCUCGUGGUACUGCUUACGCUCGAGCCGUAUCAGAAUCAGGACAGGGCAUUGUGGCUGCUGUCGCAGAACCCAUAGCUUUCAAACGCACCCUCCUGGGAUCCAAAUACAUCUGGGGCUCGAAUGAGAGGCCUUCAGAUGGACAAGAGUUUACUGACUGGAAGCACUUUCUACAAUGGGAGACCAAACGCAGGAGCCAUGCUGCUGCUGGUCAUCAAGUUCCCCCUGGUAUUGACGGCAUGUUCAUCUGCGUUCUCGAUGAACAGCACGCAGAAGUCAUCACUGCUCUAGGCCAUCUAUCCAUUCACACACUCUGUGAGAAGCCGUUGGCCACAACACUCAAGGAUUGUAUGGCUAUAUCAGCAGCCAUGUCCUCGCAACAAGAGGGACAGACAGCCAUUNUUGGUAUUGGACAUGUCCUGCGUUAUAGCCCCCACAAUAUGCUCUUGCGCAAACUAGUCCUUGAAGAUCAAGUCAUUGGUCCUGUGCUGUCCAUGGAGCAUACUGAACCUGUUGGCAAUUGGCACUUCUCUCACAGCUACGUCAGAGGCAAUUGGAGAAAGGAGUCUACAACGGCCCCAUCAUUACUAACAAAAUCAUGUCACGAUAUUGACUUUCUGUUGUGGAUGUUAUGUUCACCUGCCCCAGGGACUGGUCACCCACCGCAUGUCCCAGCAUCAGUGGCCUCGUUUGGAUCUCUGAAACAGUUCAAACGGUCACGUAAGCCUGCAGAUGCAGGUGCUGCCACAUAUUGCCUACAAUGUCCAAUCGAGAAGACUUGUACAUACAGUGCUCCAAGGAUCUACUACGAAAACCAACUUGCCAAGGGAAAUACAGACUGGCCUGUCAAUAUCGUCAAUCCAGAAAUUGAAGCCUGUUACAAUGAUUAUGGUGCAGAAGCAGCAAAAGAUAUGUUGUUCAAGACACUUGAGAAUGAUUAUGACAGUCAUACAUCGCCUGAGGAGAUACACAAACGUCCCUGGUUCGGGAGGUGUGUUUGGGAGUCGGAGAAUGAUGUGUGCGACGAUCAAUUUGUCCUACUCUCUUGGAACGAUGAGCCCUUGACUGCAACACCAAACACCAGGCUGUCUGGCGCUAAGGGCAACGAACCGCCAGUGAGAAUGGCCAAGACUGCUUCCUUCCACAUGAUCGCUCAAACUGAGAAACAGUGUGAACGGCGAGGCCGAAUCUAUGGUGAGAAGGGCGAAAUCUCAUACGAUGGAACCCUCAUUACAAUCUAUGACUUUUCAACUGGUCAGUUUCAGCAUCACCGUCCGCAUAGACCUGGAGGAGGUCACGGUGGAGGUGACUACGGACUGGCAACGCAGUUCCUCAAGGCCAUCGAUGCGGUGAAGUCGAAGACAUUGUCCAUUGAGGAGGCUCAGACACAACACCUGGGAUGCAACCUGGAAGAAGUCAUCAGAAGCCAUGCUCUGGUUUUCGCAGCCGAAGAAGCUCGACUUGAAAACAAGGUCGUCAAUUGGCAGCACUGGUGGGACUCAUGCCAAGGAAGAUUCGGUUCCAAAGUCCCUGCACAGUAG
Molecule: messenger RNA, 1617 nt
Organism: Aureobasidium musti
Lineage: Eukaryota; Fungi; Ascomycota; Dothideomycetes; Dothideales; Saccotheciaceae
Source: the annotation of a GenBank genome assembly